Hypoxylon trugodes is the source of this 1602-nucleotide messenger RNA. RefSeq lists its product as uncharacterized. Gene Ontology annotation, biological process: cytoskeleton-dependent cytokinesis. Gene Ontology annotation, cellular component: cytosol; cell division site; septin ring. Gene Ontology annotation, molecular function: molecular adaptor activity; GTPase activity; GTP binding. The record is from RefSeq and is a predicted model, not a curated record. The transcript is spliced from 2 exons. NCBI's taxonomy places the organism in Eukaryota, Fungi, Ascomycota, Sordariomycetes, Xylariales, Hypoxylaceae. The coding region runs from base 1 to 1602 and encodes 533 amino acids.
AUGAGUCAACCGCCCCAUCGAUCAAGCUUCGGGAUGUUGCUUCGACGCAGCAAAUCGGGGGAUCUCGGCAAGGGAGGAAGGAAGCAUCAGAAAGAGCAACAGAGGGAGACUGUCCCCAAAUCUCCCCCUCGUUUACCCGCUCUCUACAAUGGCGCUCAACCUCCUGCACCUCUACAGAGCUUUGGAGGAGAUACUCGUCCGGAUUCCCUUGCAAUCGUCUCUGGAACAGCUGAUCACUCAUUUCAUCAUUACCCUCCAAGGGCAUCCAUUGAUCCCGGUCGUCCAUCAAUGUCUUCUACUGUCGCUGGUCAUCCCGUCCCUCCCGUUCCCAACGGAGCUUGGGUCGAUCCAUACGCCCGUACCGAGAGUAUGACGCACCGUGGUCGCUAUAGUUACGCGAGCAGUGCUGUCAGCACAAUCAACAGCCCCCGAAGGGUUCGUAGGAGGAAGGAUCCUACUCCUUUCAACGUCUUAAUUGUGGGCACCCGUGGCUCCGGGAAGACCUCGUUCCUCGAAUUCCUCAAGACCGCACUAGCCUUACCACCUAAGAAACGAUCUCAACGAUCGACAGAAAUCGAGAUGGAAGUUACUUCCACUGCGGCACCUUCGGGUAACUUCAUACCACACUACCUAGAGAGCGAAAUCGACGGCGAACGUGUUGGAUUAACUUUAUGGGACUCGGAAGGUCUCGAGAAGAACGUGGUAGAUUUACAAUUGAGGGAAAUGUCAACGUUCCUAGAAAGCAAAUUCGAGGAGACUUUCGCUGAAGAGAUGAAGGUGAUUCGAUCACCAGGCGUUCAGGAUACGCACAUUCACGCAGUCUUCCUCAUUCUGGACCCUGCUCGCCUAGACCGAAAUAUAGCAGCGGCGAAAGCUGCUUCCGCUAACGGUCACAAUGAGAAGUACGAACGAGAAGUUGGUCGCGUUGUAGGUGGGUUGGAUGAGGAUCUUGACCUGCAAGUAAUGCGAACCCUCCAAGGCAAGACAACUGUAAUCCCAGUCAUAUCAAAAGCCGAUACUAUCACCACCGCCCACAUGGCUGUUCUCAAGAAGACCGUCUGGGCCAGUCUCAAGAAGGCCAACUUCGACCCCCUCGAAGCACUAGGACUUGAUGACGAUGAUGAUUCUAGCAGGAUUGACGAAGCUGAGGAAGAGGAUCAGGAGGAGGGCGAAGAGGUCGCCGAACCUGCAGUAGAAAAGCCAAUCCAGGAGGAAGGUGCUCCUGCAGAAGACGAUGACGCCGAAGAGGACGGCGACGACGAGCUUCCGAUCCAGGGUAGGACCUCAUCGGCUUCAUCAAAGCGCCGCUCAAAUACUUCAAUUCGACGAGCCAAAUCAUCUGAGGAAGAUGGUGAUGAUGUUCCUUUCCUUCCCGUAUCUAUAAUCAGCCCCGACAUCUAUGAGCCCGGUGUUGUCGGCCGAAAGUUCCCCUGGGGUUUUGCAGACCCAUACAAUGAGGAGCACUGCGAUUUCACCCGACUCAAGGACUCUGUAUUCAGUGAGUGGCGCGGUGAAUUACGCGAGGCUAGCAGAGAACAAUGGUAUGAGGGAUGGAGAACCAGCCGCCUCAAGCAAAGACAACCUGCAACCCGACGCCGAUGA